Messenger RNA from Spirometra erinaceieuropaei, 405 nucleotides. NCBI's taxonomy places the organism in Eukaryota, Metazoa, Platyhelminthes, Cestoda, Diphyllobothriidea, Diphyllobothriidae. The record is from the annotation of a GenBank genome assembly.
AUGUUUGGGCGUGCCUGCGCUGUUGACAUUACCGAAAAGCAUAAGCCCAAUGAUGCUGGUCCCGAACUUCAUCCCGAUACGGGCACGGAGUCUAUUAUCAUCGUUUACAAACUCCGCUCCGGCAAAGGUGUAUUCCCUGUAGCCAACGUCCGCCUCGAAAUACAACUUACGAUGCAAGAGCAUGCCGCCGUCUUUCGAGACGGUCCCAGCUUGAAAAGUGGAUGUGCAAAGACGCUUAAGUUGUACCAUGGGAAGAUGCACAAACUCAAGAUUUUCGACAAGAGCAUGAUUUGGAACUCCGAUCUGAUCGAAGAAAUUGAGUUGCAGAACCCGAUGCUCAAUGCCGUCCAGACAAUCGUCGCGGCGGAGGCUCGCAAAGAAUCCCCUGGUGCCCACGUCCGUUAA